UCAUCCAGGGUUAUGAAAUUUAACUUUUCCUGCAAGACAAACAUAGUUACCACUUUGGGUCAAAGUAAUAGGAGUCAACCUCGCAAGUCUUAUGUGGGAUUAAAACUACAAAAUGGCACCGUCAGCAUGGAUGUUCAGACAUCUAAGAAUCCUAAUGGAGCAGCUUAUAUCAUCUCAAAGAGCAACAUUGAAGCAGUACACAGUCGGUUGCUGCAGGAAGGGAAGAUGAGCAUAACAUUCAAAAACCCGCCACAUCUUAUGAUGAUUAGUGAUGCCCAACCUAAUGAACUUCAAAUAUUGAUAGAAACAAUAAAGAAACCAAGUUAUUUCAUUCAAUUAGAUCCAGAAUCUAUAAAGGCAAAGACGAUUCGUCCUAAAUUUCAACCAAAGGAAGAUGUGAAAACCAUGACAAUUGGACUUCUGUCCCAGUAUCCUGCCAUAUCUGGAGUUGGGUUUCCUAAGACACUCACUGAACUUACAAUUUCAAGAUUGAAUUACCGCCAUCUGGAGAAUAGGAUCAUGGCUUUAGAGUCCCUGAAAAAGCUUGAUUUAUCUGGCAACCGUUUAACAAAGCUACCAAGAGGACUAUGGGAUAUGAAAAGUUUGAUACAUCUAAAUGUUGAAAACAAUCAAAUAUCUGAAAUACCUUCCUUUAUUCCUGCAGACUCUAAUGUUUGCAAAAACAUCCAAUGCCUUAUAAUUUCAAACAACAAGCUUGAUCACUUUCCAGAAUUCUUGAGACACUGCAAGUGGUUGAACACAUUAAGAAUUGCUGGAAAUCAGAUAAACUAUGUCCCAAAUUAUCUUAAAGCCUGCUCCUCCUCUCUCAGAGUAUUAGACAUUGAUCGAUGUAACUUAAAGAAUCUUCCUGCAUGCUUGAUAAGUUUUAGUCUGAAUGAUCUGCUGUUGGAUGGAAACCCCUUUCCCCCUAAAAUUGAAGAAAAUGCAAUAUACAAGGGGAAGCAUGAAAAAUCGUGGAGUUUAGUACCUAGUCUGCAGGCAUGCUGUGUAAAAUCCGUUAUACGCCAUGGGGUGCGAUUUUCUAGACUUCGAUAUGUCCUUCCUCAAUCUUUAAUUAACUAUGUUCAUUCUCGCCAGUACUGCAAUUGGUGUCAAAGGUUGGUGAUGGAGAACUCAAUCUUAUACUAUUACGAGGCUGAACUAAAAAAGUUUGCUAGAACAUUCUCAUCCUUAAGUGGUUCAGCACCUUUCAUCUCUGGAUAUGUGUGCUCCUCUUUUUGCUUCAAACGUAUACAAGAAGGCAAGAAAGUCAUACCAGCUACCAUCUUCUUCAAACAGUGUGCUUAUAUUGAAAGGGAUAAUUCAACACGAUUUAGAAUUGGCAGUUGAUAUCUCUGAUGAGGGUAACAUUAGGUGAAACCUGA
This is a messenger RNA of Bolinopsis microptera, 1385 nucleotides long. RefSeq lists its product as uncharacterized. Lineage: Eukaryota; Metazoa; Ctenophora; Tentaculata; Lobata; Bolinopsidae. The coding region runs from base 13 to 1350 and encodes 445 amino acids. Gene Ontology annotation, molecular function: protein binding. The record is from RefSeq and is a predicted model, not a curated record. The transcript is spliced from 2 exons.